Molecule: messenger RNA, 1730 nt
Organism: Halichondria panicea
Lineage: Eukaryota; Metazoa; Porifera; Demospongiae; Suberitida; Halichondriidae
Exons: 11
Coding region: 45-1730 (561 amino acids)
Biological process (GO): small GTPase-mediated signal transduction
Molecular function (GO): guanyl-nucleotide exchange factor activity; protein binding
Source: RefSeq, a predicted model, not a curated record
CUCUAAUAUGCAAAAUAAAAUUCAUUGAGAGUUGAUUGCUCACAAUGGAAUGCACAGCCCAUGUCCUACCAAAUGACAUCCUGCUCAAGAUAUUAGACACCAGACUCACAAUCAAUGACAUAUGCAACUGCUCUUUGGUGUGUCGAAAAUGGAGCUAUCUUGUAAGCAAAGGACUUCAUUGGAAAAAGUGGACAAAGAAUUCACUGAAAACAAAAAGAAUCACUGAGCACAAGUUCAAAGUACUUGAGACUAUCGCUCAUCAGACCUCCUGGAAAACUGCCUACCUCUCCCACCACGCUCUCUAUACCUAUAAACACCCCCAGUUCUGGAAUGAUGUAGCCCUUUUUGAAUGCUAUCAACACCGCCGUCAUGACGAUCGCACCAAGCACCCCUUACUGACCCAGUUCAACACAGCACCAUGCAACAGUGCCCUCUGGAUUAUAUUGCAGUUGCAGCUGACUAAUUCUGGAGUAGUUCCUAAAGUGAUUAAAGACAAAGCACCUGAAAAGUCCUUGAGAUGCGGACUACUGGUUCUCAAUAGGCACCUGGGAACAAAAUUACUUCUUCACAAACUAAGAGAGAUAGCUGCUGUUCCCUCUCAAAUGUUCUUUAUGAGCGACACAGUACACGUCUCCACACUCCUUCUGCUACAAGUCAUCUCUGGUAGUGUCUGCAUAGAGAAGGUGAAGCCAGCAUGGCCCAAGCAAACCUCACUUCUCUUUGACUGGAAGCAGCACGUUGUUGUCCCUAUUCAAGCCACAAUAAUAAAAGCACUAGAAUUGUGGGCAGAGGUGGCAUGUGGUAGGGAGGUACUGGUUGCAUUGGGUGGGACGUGGCUCACAGAAUGGCUGCACAAGAUUGGAUCAGAGCAAUUAUGGGCAGACAAGCAACUCUAUCAGAGUGCCAACAGACUGUGUGUAACCAUAUGGCAGCAUACACACCAACUACUCCCAUCACAUAUUCUCCCACAAUCCGUCGCAAAAGGAUUCUUUGAUAAGAAGGUUUCUGUCAAGGAAUUGGCAAUUAGGUUGGCAUCAGAGAGCUACCAGCAGUUUCUAUGUAUCCCCGAGGCAGAUCUAAUGUGCUAUCUACUCCGGUCCAGUCACCAAUGGACGUGCUGUAACAUACUCUGGUUUGAGAUUAGGUACGGAGAGAAACUGACAGAGCCCAUCAUGAACCUAUGCUCCAAUUCUCAUAGCAAAAAGAAAAAGGUUGCAUUGAUUGAGAGGGUGAUAGAAGUAUCCUCUCAUCUUAAGACUCUGAGGGACUUCAGAACACUCAAGACUCUUGUGACAGUAGUGAGAGCAAUAGUAGGUCAAACCAACAUCACUGGAAUCAACUGGAAGGACAUAACCAUUAAACACUGCAAGCUGUUUGAAGAACUGGAUGAUAUAUUUGAUCAAAAAACCCACUACAACAACUACCAUAGAUGCAUUCAAGAGCUCCUCCACAGAGAUCUGUCCUACGUACCGUAUCUACCAGCUCACAAACAUCAUCCUAAGCUAUUCCAGGAGGGCCUCUCAACACUGUCCAAGACUUUCUCUGAGAUAUUGGAGUGGGUCACUAAAGAAGGACCUAUUAUAGGGAAGAAUGGAGACAGUUUGCAGAGCAGUGACAUGCCAUUACACCAUCUAUCAAGUAGCUUCAGAAUAGAUGAAGUAUUAGCUGGAGAACAUGUACUGCAGUACUUACGUACUUACGACAUUGAGGUUAUUAAAUUGAUGUGCUGA